AUGCACGCAGUUGAAGCGCAUCCAAUCCCUCAAGAGCAAUAUACUCAGACCAGACGGCCCAGUGGAGUUCCAACAAUUACGUUCAGUGACUACGACCUCAGCGGCAAACCGGCCUCUCACAUCGAUCCGUUGGUCAUCAGGCUACGUGUAAAUCGGUUCACCAUUGAACACAUUCUCAUUGAUCCAUGGAGUACUUCAGAGGUCAUGUAUUACAAAACCUUCGUAAAGCUUGGCUUUAACGAGUCGGAUUUGUAUCCGGCACCACACCCGUUGUACGGCUUUAAUACGAAUCCCGAGUACCCAUUAGGGAAGAUCACGUUACCUGUGCGAGCGGGCUCCAGAACAGUCGAGGUGGAAUUCCUGGUCGUAAAGCUCCCUUCACCGUAUAAUGCCAUCAUGGGGCGAACCUGGCUACAUCUUAUGAAGGCCGUCCCAAGCACCUAUCAUCAGUUGGUGCGCUUCCCAACAGGUCACGGCAUUGAAGAAAUACGCGGCACCCCUCAAUCGGCGCAGGCAGAGCAUUUAUGA
Molecule: messenger RNA, 528 nt
Organism: Camellia sinensis
Lineage: Eukaryota; Viridiplantae; Streptophyta; Magnoliopsida; Ericales; Theaceae
Source: RefSeq, a predicted model, not a curated record